CUUCUGUCCUGCUCCGCGCUCCCGUUCACAGAGAAGGAGGAGAUGAGAAUGAGAUGAGAAGAGCCAUGGAGGAGCUGAGCGCCGUCGGAGAGCAGGUCUUUGAUGCCGAGUGUAUCCUCAACAAACGCAUAAAGAAGGGUAAAGUGGAGUAUCUGGUCAAGUGGAGAGGAUGGUCGUCCAAACACAACAGUUGGGAACCUCAGGAAAACCUUCUUGACCCGAGACUAUUGGCUGCGUUUAACAAGAGGGAGCAGGAGCGGGAGCUCUUGAUCAGCAAAAAGGGGAAACGGCCCCGUGGACGACCCAGAAAAAUAUUGGAAAGCAUUCCAGUGGUGUCCAAAUCAAGCAGCUCGUCCUCAUCGUCCUCAUCUUCUGGUUCUUCAUCAUCUUCCUCAUCAUCUUCCUCUUCUUCAGAUGAUGACGAUGAAGAAGACGACAAUGACAGAAAUCCAAAACUGAGCCCUCGUCCACGAGAGCAUCACCCGGUCCCUCAGAAGAAAGCACAGAUCCUGGUAGCCAAGCCAGGACCGCCGAAGAAGAAGCGAGGGAGGAAAGCACUUCCUCCGGAGCUGAAGGCGCAGCGUCAGGCCAAAGGUCCUCGGAAGUUUCUCAAGCCCAUGUCCAGACACUCUGAGCUUCGAGGGAGCAUAAAGAAACCGCUCAUGCCUGCAAGCUUUACCUACACUGGGUUGAACCGAAUCUCUGGAAGGGAGCCGUUGGCACUUCAAAAUAGAGGAUCUUUUACCCAGAAGAGCUCCUUAAGUUCCCUUGGACGCUCCGUCGGAUCGACCUCAUCACCCACUGUGUUAAGUCGGCCGCCACAAUCCAAAACUGCUUCGGAUUUCAAGCUCUCGGUCUCAGAUAUGAGCAGCGGAGACAUCGAUCCCAGUACGCCCACGUGCAAAUCUCCGGGAGUUGCUGUGUUGAAUAUUCACAGCAGCAAUGGACAGACAUGUCCUAAACUCUCUCCAAAUGUUUUGAAGGCCUCGGAUCAGACUCUACUUCAAAGAUCAGGAUCUCUCCAGAAAUCCCCAUCGAGCUCAUUUUCCUCUCUUAAAACUCCCACCAGCCUUCAAGCUCUCAACCUACAGAGCAUCAACAAAACAGCACAGGGUAACGGGAGCUCCGCAAAUGAUGAUUCGUAUUUGAAGGGUGCCUCCAACGCUGGUAAAAAAAGCUCUGGGUUUAACCCAAGACGCGAGCAUAGUCCUGCGCCCAAUGCCCCAAGUAAAUUCCCAACCAAUCAACAAGUCCUAAAGAGUCCGCAACGGGAUAAAUCCAAAGCGGACUAUUUGUCCGAAAAACUCGGGAAGAAGAAUCAAGGUAGGGUGGACAAUAUACUGGUUCCAACAUCCGAGGGCCGAGACCAACCAGUGCCGGAUAGAUCCUCAUACAAAGAUGCCGGGAAACCAAGCAAGAUCCUGAGCGAGUUGAGCACUGGUGAAGAGGGGAGCAGCUCAGAUUCUGACCAUGAUUCCUCAUUUCCAAGCAACAACCGUGACUUGGCCAUCUCGGUGCAGGCAGGCCAGGACUGGAAGCCGACGCGGAGCCUGAUCGAACAUGUAUUUGUCACCGACGUCACUGCAAACCUGGUCACUGUAACGGUAAAAGAGUCACCCACCAGCGUUGGGUUUUUUAGCAUCCGCAAUUACUGAAUGUUGACAACUGGAAAUGCAGCCACUCUGGGAUAAUCAGAAUAAGUUUAGAAGGAGUCAAAAUGACUGUUUUGGUGCUUCUCUAUGUUUAGAUCCUACUUGUCUUAACUCGAAAUCAGACUGUUUUAGUUGGUCAGUUUAGGAGUCCUUUGAGAAAACGAACGACUGAAGACCUGCUCAAUCAGAGAUGUUUAUCAUUUAUGUUUAUUAGUAAUCUCAGUUAAGCAUAGAUAUUAAGCAUAAAUAUGAUACUGAACAAAUUAUUGACCAUUCGUCUUGGUUUCCACUUCAGGUUUGGUUUCGUGUUCUCUUGACGUUGAUUUUGAGUACAUUAUUAGUGAAGAAGAAAGUCACAAGAUCAGAACAAAUUUAUCCAAAAAUGUUUUAAAGCUGAAUCUCAGAUCACGUCUUCUAAGGUGCCUGUUUUUAAAGCUGGCCUCUGAUCUGCCUGUUAAUUAUUAUAUCUGAAGUUUUCUUUUCUUUUUAGAAUGAAGUUGGGUAUCUUUUAUACAACACAACAGUUCUCUGUUUAUUUAUUAUUAAUUUUUACUGGUUUUUGUUGGAAGGUGAAAUGCUGGAACACAGUAAAGUUUCUUUUUUUUUUUUUUUUUUUACAAAAUUCAGCAUUGUCUGUUCUGUGACUUCUGUCAAACCUACAGUUCCGAAUAUGGAUGAAUCAGUGGUGUAAGAACGACAGUAAAGAAGUCUCUUCUGCUCACCAAGGCUGGAUUUAUGAUUUAUUUGUCCAAAAAUUUUCUAUGUGAAUAUAUUGUAAAAUGUUAUUUAUUCCUGUGAUCAAAGCUGAAUUUUCAACAUCAUUAAUCCAGUCUUCAGUGUCACAUGAUCCUUCAGAAAUCAUUCUGAUAUGAUGCUUUGCUGCUCAAGAAACACGUAUUAUUGUCAAUGUUAAAAUCUUUCAUAAAUGUAAAGUUUAAAAGCAUUUGAAAAUAGAAAUGUGCCUUCAUGGUCUCUUUUGAUCAAUUUAGUCUAUCCUUAAUAAAUAAAAGUAUUAAUUCCUUUCAAACAAAA
Molecule: messenger RNA, 2684 nt
Organism: Carassius gibelio (silver crucian carp)
Lineage: Eukaryota; Metazoa; Chordata; Actinopteri; Cypriniformes; Cyprinidae
Product: chromobox protein homolog 2-like
Exons: 5
Coding region: 54-1655 (533 amino acids)
Biological process (GO): negative regulation of transcription by RNA polymerase II
Cellular component (GO): PRC1 complex; heterochromatin
Source: RefSeq, a predicted model, not a curated record